AGGUAACAGUUGUUUAUAUACAUCUUGAUAGAGUGUCUGCCAAAACAUUCAUUUUCCCUGGAAUUGUCUUCACUUUAAAUUAAUAAUUCAUCAACUGUUAACUCUGAAUCAAUUGUCUUUUAGCCAUCUUCCUUGCAUUUAAAAAAGCUAAUGGUGAAUAGUCAAUGAGUAAAGUGAAGUGAGCUCCUAGCAGAUAUUUAGUAAAUUUUUGAGAUAGACAUUCUUUCUCUAUUGUGGAGGAUCUGGUUUCCAGCUAAUGAAAAAAUACAGGAUGUAAAGUUUCUUGAUAUUCUUGCAUGAGACAUGCUACUUUGGCUGUAGAAGAAGUGUCUGUAGCAAGAUGAAAUGGUCUGUUUCUGUUAGAAGUUAAGAAUAUUGUCCUUCCAAAAUGCGUAUUUGAUCUCCCGAUCGUCUCUUCUAAUUCCCUAGACGAUGUUAUUUUCUUAAAUUGUCCUUUCUUGGUGAGGUUGGUUAGUACUGAAGGAAGUGCUGUAUAGUUUGGUAGGAAACAUCUAUAGAAAUUACUAAGUCCCAAAAUGCUUCUGACUUGCUUUUUGGUUGUGGGCACUUGAAUGUCUAGGAUACGCUUGAUAAUAUUGUCCUGUGGUAUCUAACUCUUAUGUCCUGAAAAAAUCACUUCUGCCAUGGCUAAUUUAAAUUUACUGGGUUUGACUGUAAAGCCAUGUUGCUGGAGUAUGUUAAAGACUUCUUUUAGUCCUUUCAGAUGCUCUUUCCAAUUUUUAUGGCAAUCAAAUAUCAUCAAUGUAGGAAACUGUCCUUUCUCUAUCCAAAUAAUUGAUGAAUAGCCCUGUUAAAUGUGCUACUUGCAUUGACUAGUCCAAAUGGCAUAUAACUAUACUUAAAUAACUUAAAAGUCCAAAUGCUGUAGUGAAGACAGUGUAAGGUUUGGAUUAUUCUUUCAUGGGUACUUGAUAGUAUUCUCUGGAUAAAUCCAUGAAAGAGCUCGUUGCUAUGGAGAUAGUUGCAGAAAACUAAAAAUAAACUUAGCUUCAUAAUGCUGCAUGACAGUAUAUAUAUAUAUAGAGAGAGAAAAUCAGUAUGUAAAGGUUCAUGUGAAAACUUAUUGCUAAUCAUACAAUGUUAGUAGCCUAAAUACAAGUUUUCAUAGUAAAUAUUUCUAAUAAAAAAACAUUGCAUUAUAAGUUCUUACCAAAUAAAACAACUUAUUAUUUACUAUUUUAAUUCAAAACCAAUUAUGUAUUUAAAACAAGAUCAAGGGGGUAAACUGAUGUUCAAUUGAAAUCAUAGCUAGCGCUGAUAGUCUUUUUUGUAACACCGCUGAUCUUAGGUAAUUUUUAAUUACCAUAGUGUUAAUUUUGAAAAUGGCCAUUUGUAGCUACUUACUGACACAGAGUUAUAAGAAUUUGCAGUACAGUUACUAAAUUUAACCAAGUUAAGGAUAAAUUAUCUCAACAAAUAUAUUCUAGUACUUCAAUGUGACCCAUUUCAUGUUUUCAAUCAAUUUCAGUUGCUCUUUAUUCAUAAAGUUCCUUUCCAUUUAUACCUGAUUGAUUUUCAGUUAGAUCAUUUAGUUUUGACUGUAAAUUGGAACAAUGUUUCUAAAAGUCUUGGUUGCUUAAAUUUUUGACACUAGUUACUUAUUUUAUAGAAAAUAUAAUAAAUGUUUGUUAUUUCAAUAUCUCAAAUCUGUCAUUAAAAUAUUGUAUAAACCAUUCCGGUACAUUAAAAUGCAUUGGCUUAUUGCACAGCCCUUCUUGAACCUCUGCCCUGUGUGGUUGCUCAAUUGUUGUUUUUUUCCCUUUUAUAUAUUGAUAAAGUUUGUUUUUUUGUUUCACUGAAAUAUGUUUUAGUUGUUGUCUUAGUGUCCUCAUUUUUUAAAUUAAAUAUUUAAAAAAACUCAUUUUGUGCCAACUAGACAGUUACUGAACACCAAAACAGAUUAUCAUUCACAUCAAGUGAAGUACUGUUUAAGCAAUAGAUCAUCAAUCCUAAUGACUUUUACUGAAUUUGGAAAUAUUAAAUUUAAGGACUGAAAUUCCUCAAAGGGUGCUAUCCCAUUUUCCAAAUAUUCAAUGCACCUUUGGUAGGCAUAUUUCAUGAGUGUCCAUCACUUCUUGCAUUCUUCUUGGUGGACUUCUCAACAGUUACUACAAAAGUUUUUUCAGUGAAUUUACUUUGUAAGAUGCUGCAAACCUCCAAUGCUGAUGUUUCUUCCCUUUCAGUGGCUGCAAUUUUCAACUGAAAUGACUUCAGCAAAGUAAAAAAAACAAACUUCUGAAAUCUGUUUUUGUUCUCAAAUAAUUUUUUGUUCAGCAUUGAUGUUGGAUCUAAGUUUAUGAAGCAUGCUUUCAGUGCUGCGCAUGACUGAAAUAUCUUAUUGAUAGCUGGAAGUAAGCUGAGCCAACUAGUUUUGCUGUGGUAUUUUAACUGCGCAUACAAUUUUCUAAAUAAUUUCUGAGCCUGCAUUUAAGUAGCAGUCCAUUGACUUGUAUGAUAUAUGAUGAGCGACUUUAGAAGUUAAAGCAUAUGUUUCAGUAUGUUCUAAAUCAGUGCUACUUUUUUUGCAUCUGACAUAUAGAUCUAAAGCUAAAUCAUUUUUUUUUUUGUUAAUCCUGUUAACAAUAACUAACAUGGAUCCUUUUCUUUUGUCAUGAGAAUUUCUAUUUAAAAAAAAAUGAGUGAAUGAUGUCUCUUCUGUGCAAUAAAGUUACAUCUGUUACAGUUGCUAUAUUGAAACUAAUGCCUUUUUGUCAUUAUAGCAGCCAUAAAUAAUAAUAUUUUAAAAAAUUAUUAUUAUUUUUACUAGCAAAAUUGUGUUAGAAUUGAAUACAACUGUCAGAUUUAUCUGGGAAACAAAUAUACAUGUUCAAAGAACUCACUAGUUUUAAUGUGUAAAAACAUGUCCUAAUUGAACUCUUUUUUAUAUUGUUCAUUAACAGUUUUUGUAUUUGUUAUUUGCUUGUUAUUUUGCAUCUUUAGAUUCUAUUUUAUGACAUUUGCACUGUGUUGUCCUAUUGAAAAUUAUUGCCUGUUAUGUUACUGCUAUUUAAAAGCUACUUUUUAGUUACUAUUAAAUACAUUCUUCCUAAUACUGAUGUAAACAAUUAGGUUGUUUUUUCCCAUUCAUCACCAGUUUAAACACUGGAAACUGCAAAAGAAGCCUUUUGGUUCCUAUCAGUGAUUCAGUUGAGUCAGGUUAUCUUGUCCUCUGGCUUUACACUAUCAUGUGCUGUACAGAUUACAAAGCUGUGCUAGAUAAAAAAAAAAAAACUACUAAAGGCAUGUGCUGACACAUUAGCAAUAUAGACAGUUUUGAUAAAAAACAUUGAUAACUAGAUCUAGGUGUCAAAUAACUUUUCACUGUGAUCUGCCUGUAGCACUGCAGAUUUACAAUACAUUUUUUGUUUGUUGGUUACUUUUGAAAAGACUUAGUGGAUUUAUAAAAUCAUGGCUGAAGGGCUCGGCGAAGAUCAAGUCAAAGAACUGAAAGAAGCCUUCAACCUAUUUGAUAAAGAUGGUGACGGAUUCAUCACUACCAGUGAGUUAGGAACAGUUAUGAGGUCAUUAAAUCAGAACCCUUCAGAAUCAGAACUGGAAGACAUGAUCAAUGAAGUAGAUGCCGAUGGAAGCGGAACAAUUGAUUUCAACGAGUUUCAUCGCAUGAUGGCCAGAAAGUUAAAAGAAACAGAUACAGAGGAAGAACUCAAGCAGGCAUUUAGGGUAUUUGACCGAGAUCAAAACGGGUACAUCUCUUCAUCGGAGCUGCGUCAAGUCAUGACAAGUCUAGGAGAGAACUUGACGGAUGACGAAGUGAAUGAAAUGAUCAGAGAGGCAGAUGUAGACGGCGAUGGACAAGUGAACUAUGAAGAAUUUGUCAGAUUAAUGACUACAAAACAAAUGGGAGAUUCGAGAAAUUAAAAAUCAACGGUCUAUCUUUGUUAGAAAUAUGUUCAAACUUGUUAUACAAAUGUAAAAAUCUGGUCAAUUGUGGCACUAAAAAUAAAUAUUGCAAUGAUCUAUUAUCAAUAAAUACGUUUUUUCCGCCAA
Messenger RNA from Biomphalaria glabrata, 4029 nucleotides. Its product is annotated as neo-calmodulin-like. Lineage: Eukaryota; Metazoa; Mollusca; Gastropoda; Planorbidae. The transcript has 6 exons. Bases 3430 to 3900 code for a protein of 156 amino acids. The record is from RefSeq and is a predicted model, not a curated record. Gene Ontology annotation, molecular function: calcium ion binding; enzyme regulator activity.